AUGGACAGGAAGUACACUGAGACCAACGAGGAGUUUGAGGCAGGAGUGAAGAUGCUCAGCAAAGGAUGCCACUUUGAUGAUUCUGUGGUGUGGGAGCAGUAUAGGUUCACACAUGCCCUUGACCUGGGGGUGAUGGCGAUCAAGUCCGUUCAUGACUUCCGUAUCGACGUCACAAAUGUCAGGUACCAUUCGGCAACCAUCAGCGUAUCGUUGGCCACAGUGAAGGGACCUGAGGUUCCACCACUCUCGGUCGAGUGGAAGGAAGGGAAGUCCGUUCCACCAGGCCAAACGAUGUGUGUGUUAGUAAGACCCUUCACCAUGACUCCGGGUACUGUUCUCGGUCCGAAAGAGUUCACCUAUCUCCGUUUAAGAUACGGAAUGGUUUGGAUACAUCAACAUUCUGGCAGUCACAUCUGCCGGUGA
Molecule: messenger RNA, 423 nt
Organism: Perkinsus marinus ATCC 50983
Lineage: Eukaryota; Perkinsozoa; Perkinsida; Perkinsidae
Exons: 3
Coding region: 1-423 (140 amino acids)
Source: RefSeq, a predicted model, not a curated record